Tilletiopsis washingtonensis is the source of this 267-nucleotide messenger RNA. RefSeq names its product putative TIM8-translocase of the mitochondrial inner membrane. The coding region runs from base 1 to 267 and encodes 88 amino acids. NCBI's taxonomy places the organism in Eukaryota, Fungi, Basidiomycota, Exobasidiomycetes, Entylomatales. The transcript is spliced from 5 exons. The record is from RefSeq and is a predicted model, not a curated record.
AUGUCCGCACAAAGCAAGAGCGGCCUCAACGAGGCAGACCAGAAGGAGCUGCACUCGUUCCUCGAGACGAAGCAGGCCGAGGCACGCAUCCAGAGCACCAUCCACGACCACACCGACCGCUGCUGGGACAAGUGCGUCAAGAGCGCACCGGGCACGUCGUUUGCGCGCGGCGAGGAGGCCUGCCUCGCCAACUGCGUCGACCGCUUCCUGGAUACGUCCAUCUUCAUUGUGAAUAAGGUGUACGGCAAGGCCCAGGCCGGCGCCUGA